Molecule: messenger RNA, 1469 nt
Organism: Protopterus annectens (West African lungfish)
Lineage: Eukaryota; Metazoa; Chordata; Ceratodontiformes; Protopteridae
Gene: FAM167A
Product: family with sequence similarity 167 member A
Exons: 3
Coding region: 752-1378 (208 amino acids)
Source: RefSeq, a predicted model, not a curated record
AGAGAGCGGAGCCUGAGAGAACACAUUAAUCUGCUAGCUAGGAACACAAGAAGCAUUUCCCAGCCUGCAGACCUGCUCUCUCGGUGUGCCUGCCCAUACUAAAUAUGGAAUUAUCAGCCUAACAGCAGAAAGGCAUCAGCAAAUUUGGAUUUUUCCCAUAUUUAUAUGCUUUCAAAAGACUCCAACAACGCAAGAAGUAUUGAAUGAGAUAGUUACCCUCAGCUUUGCACUUUUAAAGAAAUUCCUUAAUAUCAAGCUUUCAUUAUCUGUCCUUCAGCAUGGUUUUGGCACUUUUUGUAUCAUAACAAGUAACCUCAUGGGAUGAAGACAAGAACUGCCCUGUCUGGCUACUUCUAAUGCUUAUUUCAGAUCACAUAAUCUGCAAUGGAAUGAAACAAGAGAAUAGCCUGGAAACAACUCAGAUUUUUUUUAGUUUCCAAUGUAUCCGACACAUUGUUUUGGAAAAAAGAAAAAUACUUCAUCACAGAACUUUAAUAUGCUAACCAAAAGUCAUUAUACUGGAACCAAACUCUGUUUCAACUAAUUUUAUUUCAUACUACAGAAAUGUUAGAUUGUUUAAGCUCAUUGCAUCAGAGAUGUCAAAUACAUAAAACAUGCAGCUUACUGUGCCAAAAUACCAAAACUGCACUCAUUUCCAGGAUUAAGUCCUCCAUGGUUGGUAAGGAUUUUGCCUGAAUGGUUGUCCUGGCCUCAGUACCACUCUUGGAGCAGAAAAUCGGAUUAUUAUAUAAUGUCUAUACCACAAAUCAAAAUUGAGGAAGCAGCACGCAGCACAGGAGAUGCUGUUGGAGUACCAGCUGAUGAUCACCUAAGGAGUUUAAAGGCCUUGACUGAAAAAUUGAGGUUGGAGACAAGGAGGCCAUCUUACUUGGAAUGGAAGGCUAACCUGGAAGGGCAGUCAUGGAAAACCUCAAAAACACCAUCAGACCAGGGAAGUAAAGAAGAGCAGAAGCCUAUCGAGAAUACAGUUACUUUAAGAAGAGUGAAGAAGCACCUUAAUGGAAAUCCUGAUGUGGAAAAGAACCUUUCAUCUGGAAAACUUAAAGGCUUUGAAAGCAUCGAUGAAGCUCUUAACUGGCUCAGGAAGGAACUAAUGGAAAUGCGUCUUCAAGAUCAACAGUUAGCAAGACAGCUGAUGCGUUUACGCAGUGACAUCAACAAACUGAAGAUAGAACAAACAUGCCACCUGCACCGAAGAAUGCUUAAUGAUGCCACCUAUGAGUUGGAAGAACGUGAUGAGCUAUCAGACCUGCUGUGUGACUUCCCACUGACCACAACAUUUAGCCUGUCUACUCCUCUGAAGCUUAUUGGUGUCACAAAAAUGAAUAUUAACUCUCGCAGGUUCUCCUUAUGUUAACCAAAUGAGUGAAAUGAUAUGUUCUGAUACAAUAAAUACAGGCCCAUUUUAUUUGUCUUUAUGCAAUGGGCAAACCAACGUUUAAAAUACA